AUGUCCACCGCGGGUGUCAUGAGGCCACAGGCGACUGUAGAGAAAGACUCUUCUUUUGAGCCUCUUUUGAAGCCAAUUUACAAAGGUAAGAAACUCACCGACGAGAUCAACACUGCAGAAGACAAGUGGAAUCUGUUACCAGCGUUUCUGAAAGUCAAAGGAUUAGUCAAACAGCAUUUGGACUCAUUCAACUACUUUGUGGACACAGAUUUGAAAAAAAUAAUCAAGGCAAAUGAGCUCAUUUUGAGUGACGUUGAUCCAGAAUUCUACCUGAAGUAUGUGGAUAUUAGAGUUGGCUACAAAUCUAGUUCAUCAUCCAAGGAUUACAUAGUUCCUCCUCACGAAUGCCGUCUUAGAGAUAUGACUUACUCGGCCCCUGUUUACGUCGAUAUUGAGUAUACCAGAGGCAGAAACAUCAUCAUGCACCGAGACGUUGAAAUAGGUAGAAUGCCUAUCAUGCUUCGUUCCAACAAGUGUAUUUUGAAUGGAGCCUCUGAAGCCCAAAUGGCGAAGAUCAACGAAUGUCCUCUCGAUCCCGGUGGGUACUUUAUUGUUAAUGGUACUGAAAAGGUCAUCCUGGUACAGGAACAACUGUCUAAGAAUCGUAUUAUUGUGGAGGCAGACGAGAAAAAGGCGAUCGUCCAGGCCUCCGUCACUUCUUCUACCCACGAAAGAAAGUCCAAAACCUAUGUCAUUACCAAGAACGAAAAGAUUUAUUUGAAGCAUAAUUCUAUUGCUGAAGAGGUACCGAUUGUCCUCGUUCUCAAGGCAUGUGGCGUUGUGUCAGAUCUUGAAAUUAUGCAAUUAGUCUGUGGUAAUGACAGCAGCUAUCAGGAUAUUUUCGCCAUCAAUUUCGAAGAGGUGGCCAAGAUGAAGAUUUACACCCAGCAACAAGCUUUGGAAUACAUUGGAUCUAAAGUGAAGACAAUAAGACGUCAGAAGCUGACUACUUUGCAAGAGGGUAUUGAGGCGAUUGCAACCACGGUCAUCGCCCAUCUCACAGUGGAAGCACUUGACUUCAGAGAAAAGGCAUUAUACAUUGCUGUAAUGACGAGAAGAGUCGUCAUGGCCAUUCAAAAUCCCAAAAUGGUCGAUGACAGAGAUUACGUUGGUAACAAGAGAUUAGAACUCGCUGGUCAACUGAUGUCACUUCUUUUCGAAGAUUUGUUCAAAAAAUUCAACAAUGAUUUUAAGGCAAACAUUGACAAGGUCCUCAAGAAGCCAAAUAGAGCAAUGGAAUAUGACGCUUUGUUAUCAAUUAACGUGCAUUCGAACAACAUUACUAGUGGUCUCAAUAGAGCGAUUUCGACUGGUAACUGGUCUUUGAAGAGAUUUAAGAUGGAAAGAGCAGGUGUAACCCAUGUCUUGAGCAGAUUAUCUUAUAUCUCGGCUCUCGGAAUGAUGACUAGAAUCUCUUCCCAAUUUGAAAAGUCCCGUAAAGUUUCUGGCCCAAGAGCAUUACAACCGUCGCAAUUUGGUAUGCUCUGCACAUCAGAUACUCCAGAAGGUGAGGCGUGUGGACUGGUCAAAAAUCUUGCUCUGAUGACCCAUAUCACUACGGAUGAUGAAGAGGAACCUAUCAAAAAGCUCUGCUAUUUAUUAGGUGUCGAAGAUAUUUCAGUAGUGGAUAGCGACUCUCUUCACCUCAACUAUUGUGUCUAUCUUAAUGGUACAAUUGUUGGUGUGAUAAGGUUUGCCACAAAGUUCGUAUCUCAUUUCCGAAGUUUAAGAAGAUCUGGUAAGAUUUCGGAUUUUAUUUCCAUCUACACUAACUUACACCAGAAGGCUGUCCACAUUGCAACGGAUGGUGGCAGAGUAUGUCGCCCAUUGAUUAUCGUCACCGGAGGUGAAUCACGGGUCAAGUCCGAACAUCUGCAGCAACUUCUUAACGGUGGCCUGCAAUUCGACGAUUUUUUGAAACUUGGAUUAGUUGAAUAUCUGGAUGUUAACGAAGAAAACGACUCCUUUAUUGCACUUUAUGAAAAGAACAUUGAGCCAAGAACGACACAUUUAGAAAUUGAACCCUUUACAGUUUUGGGUGCCGUAGCAGGUUUGAUUCCAUAUCCUCAUCAUAAUCAAUCGCCCCGUAACACCUAUCAGUGUGCAAUGGGUAAGCAAGCUAUUGGAGCGAUUGCGUACAAUCAAUUUAAAAGGAUUGACACUCUUCUUUAUCUCAUGAUAUAUCCACAGCAACCGAUGGUCAAGACAAAAACAAUAGAACUUAUAGAUUACGACAAGAUUCCCGCAGGACAGAAUGCAACAGUUGCCGUCAUGUCUUAUUCAGGCUAUGAUAUUGAAGAUGCAUUGGUGCUCAAUAAGUCUUCCAUUGACAGAGGAUUCGGACGUUGCGAGACCAGGCGUAAGCUUACGACAGUUUUGAAGAGGUACCCCAACCAUACACAGGAUAUGGUAGGUGGUAUGAGAGUGGAUGAGAAUGGAGACCCCAUAUGGCAGCACAGAGCUCUUGGCCCGGAUGGCCUUGGAGAAGUUGGAAUGAAAGUUGAGAGUGGCCAAAUUUACGUUAACAAAUCCGUACCUACAAAUGCGUCCGACAGCGUGCUUACUCAAACUCAAGCACAGUAUAGAGAAACUCCAGUAGUGUACAGAGCUCCUGAACCUUCCCACAUUGACCAGGUAAUGAUGUCUGUGUCAGAGAACGAUCAAGCUCUUAUCAAAGUGCUACUGAGACAAAAUAGGAGACCCGAACUAGGUGACAAAUUUUCUUCCAGGCACGGUCAAAAGGGUGUCUGUGGUAUCAUCGUAAAUCAUGAAGAUUUACCCUUUAAUGAUCAAGGUAUCGUGCCUGACAUUAUCAUGAACCCUCAUGGUUUCCCUUCACGUAUGACAGUCGGAAAAAUGAUGGAACUGUUAUCUGGUAAGGCUGGUGUGCUGAAUGGAACGUUAGAGUAUGGUACUUGUUUUGGCGGCUCUAAAUUAGAGGACAUGACGGACAUCUUAAUUAAAAAUGGAUUUAAUUACUCCGGUAAGGACAUGUUGUACUCUGGUAUCACGGGUGAGUGCUUACAAGCCUAUAUAUUCUUUGGUCCCAUCUACUAUCAAAAACUGAAACACAUGGUUUUGGACAAAAUGCAUGCUAGAGCUAGAGGACCGAGAGCCGUUUUAACGCGUCAACCUACUGAAGGUAGAUCGCGCGAUGGUGGUCUUAGAUUAGGGGAGAUGGAAAGGGAUUGUGUUAUUGCCUAUGGAGCUUCGCAGUUGCUACUGGAGAGGUUGAUGAUAAGUUCAGAUGCUUUCGAGGUCGACGUUUGCAAUAACUGUGGACUGAUGGGUUACAGUGGCUGGUGUACUACAUGCAAGAGUGCAGAGCAUAUUGUGAAAAUGACUAUUCCUUAUGCUGCCAAGCUACUGUUCCAAGAACUGUUGUCGAUGAACAUUGCCCCUAGAUUGAAAUUAGAAGACGUUUUUGAACAGUAG
Messenger RNA from Lachancea dasiensis, 3435 nucleotides. NCBI's taxonomy places the organism in Eukaryota, Fungi, Ascomycota, Saccharomycetes, Saccharomycetales, Saccharomycetaceae. The record is from the annotation of a GenBank genome assembly.